ACUAUAGGAAGGCAGAACCAUGCAGCCAUGGCAUCCUGCAGGAGUGCAUCAUGGAAAGCCCCCUAUGAGUCAAAUUGGGAAACGGACAAGAAACAAAAGGAGGAGGAGGAGGAGGAGGAGGAGGAGGAGAAGAAGAAGAAGAAGAAGAAGAAGAAGAAGAAGAAGAAGAAGAAGAAGAAGAAGAAGAANGGGAAGAAGAAGAAGAAGAAGAAGAAGAAGAAGAAGAAGAAGAAGAAGAAGAAGAAGAAGAAGAAGAAGAAGGGGGAGAAGGGGGAGAAGGGGGAGGAGGACGAGAAGGAGAAGAAGAAGGAGCAGGAGGAGGAGGAGGAGGAGGAGGAGGAAGAAGGAAAAAGUAGGAAGACGUUGGGAGAAGAAGCAGGAGGAGGAGGACGAGGAGGAGGACGAGGAGGAGGACGAGGAGGAGGAGAAGGAGAAAGAGAAGGAGAAGGAGAAGGAGAAAGAGAAGAAGAAGAAGGAGAACGAGAAGAAGGAGAAGGAGAAGGAGAAGGAGAAGGAGAAGGAGAAAGAGAAGAAGAAGAAGGAGAACGAGAAGAAGGAGAAGGAGAAGGAGAAAGAGAAGGAGAAGGAGAAGGAGAAAGAGAAGAAGAAGAAGGAGAACGAUAAGAAGAAGGAGAAGGAGAAGGAGAAGGAGAAGGAGAAGGAGAAGGAGAAGAAGGAGAAGGAGAAGGAGAAGGAGAC
This is a messenger RNA of Chara braunii, 699 nucleotides long. The record is from the annotation of a GenBank genome assembly. NCBI's taxonomy places the organism in Eukaryota, Viridiplantae, Streptophyta, Charophyceae, Charales, Characeae.